AUGAAGUAGCGUCUCCAGCUGCAGAUUUUAUACAGCACACGCAUAGUCAAGGCCCGAACUACACCCUACAGGUCGAAGUUUGAGACAGUUGUCAACUAGCAGACUACUCUAGUUCAUCACAACUAAAAGGCCGACGUAGAUAUGCAAAUGCAGCAGCCUGUUACCGCCCAACCCGGUGUUGUCCAGCAGUGGAUGCCGACACCCGCGGCUAUCCCAGGAUGCCCCCCUGGUCUGGAGUACUUGACGCAGAUUGACCAGCUGCUGGUUCAUCAGCAAGUGGAGCUGUUCGAGGCCUUCACUGGUGUUGAGAUGAACAACAAAUACAAGAUCAAGAACAGCCUUGGUCAGCAGGUCUACUUUGCCUACGAGGAGACUGACUUCUGCAUGAGGAUCAUGUGUGGAAACCAGCGGGAGUUCACCAUCCAUGUCACAGACAACAACCAACAGGAGGUGAUGCGUAUCCACCGUGACUUUAAGUGCUGUGCAGGCUGCUGUUGGUGUGCUGGCUGCUGUGACUGCUGUGCCUUCGAGGUGACCGUGGAGGCUCCUGUUGGACAGCAGAUCGGAAUUGUGCGCCAGCUGGGAUCUAAGUGGAAGCCCCACUUCAGUGUGAUGAACGGUCAGCGUGACGAGAUCUUCAAGAUCUGGGGACCCUGCUGUGUGUGGGCCGGUCCCUGCUGCACCUGCGAUGUGGACUUCAAUAUCUUUGGGACAGAUGGAGUCACCAACGUUGGAGCUGUGACUCGUCAGUACGCAGGCUUUGUCCAGGAGUGUUUCACCAAGGCCAGCAACUUCAGUAUGACCUUCCCCCAGGACUUGGACGUGAAAGUGAAGGCCACACUGUUUGGGGCUGCCAUGCUCAUUGAUUUCAUGUACUUUGAGCAUUCGGACAACCAGUGAUUAUCUACAUGUGUACCUUGACAGCGCUCAGAAAAGGAUUUUAUGUACUUUGAGUACAAUGGGGACAGCGGCUAGAUGGUGGAAGAUGACAAAGGGCUUUGUGUAGAGGAGUAGACAACAUCUGACUGUAUGUAACUGUAGAGAGAUUGUGUAGAAGACAAGGCAUAUACUUGGGCAAGGUGUGUGACUAAUGCAUGUACUUUUUUCAUGGAAAUUGUAGUCUAUGUCCAAACCAAUGUCUCGCCCACAUGCAUACCUCUUUCUCUGCACAGGACCAUUCAUGCCGGCACCCACUACUUAUCAAGUUCCAUUACCAGCUCAAGGCAAAUUUUACAUUGAAAUUUCUUUUAAAUUGGAAAGGAUUUCUGAGCCCUUUUUAUGUAAUUUUAUGAUACUCAAAGACAAUUGUCAGAUAAAGAGAGCACUCAGGGGAUAGAUAGAUAUACUGUACGAUGUCAUUCCAAACACUCAUUUCAGGGUGUCCAAAUAGGGUCAUGUUUUUGAAUACCAAAGAAAAAUUGGAUGAAAAAGCAGAAUAAGUUUUUGAAAGAAAUUAAGGCCUAAGCUGUGAAAUUGACUGAUUGAAUUCUGGGUGCUGCUACAAAAAAUAAAAAUGGAAGUCAGGCCACACUUUUUCACUCACCUACACUGGAUGCUGAAAUGUUGUAAGGUUUAAUGAGAUGUUGCUACAGUUCUUUUCUUUCAUCUCGGACAUUAUGGAUGCAUUGCAAUAACCAAGGACAUUAUAUAUACAAUGUAACAUCCUUGCAAUAACUUAGUAUUAGUCUGCUGUAUAUGUAGGAUUUGCAUGCUAAUAAAUGUGUAUCAGAAAAAAUCACACCACCCACCCCUCAUACUGAGGGUAGUAUGUGUUGUAAGAAUUUUUAAACUCUACUACCUUGGAGCUGAAGUCAGCCCAGUUCGAUACCAUGUUCAGAGUCGGUUGACCUGUAUGAAUUUUGAUACCGUGAGUUCAAUAAGUAAUUUAAAAUGGAAGAGAGUACAUGUAUCUCUACAAACGGGAGUGCCAUACCUUCACACAGGGUAAUCGUUUAUGCUUGCACUGUGCUGUAUAAACUUACCUUGCUUGCAUGAACAAUAGUUUAGACCAAGAACAAAGUUAUUUGUGUUAGAAAUAUUUCACUGCCACACAGGGUAUCUCCCAUAGGAAACAAUUGAAAAGUGCAAUACUUUGAACAUGGUUAUUGAGCUGGCAUUGGACUAACAUUUAAUAUGGAGCUGACAAAGACUUUUUGCUGCUGUUGGUUGAUGCUUUCGUAUUGCAUUUUAGUAGUGGUGAGAUUGGUAUAGGUCAUAUAAUGAUGUAACCAAUACUAGUAAUAACACUUUUGUAUUCAAUUGUAGCACUUACUUUAGAAUAUAGUGUGUUCAACUUGUAGUUCAGCUGGGUGAAAGUAAUCUUAUGCAUGACCUUUUCAAGACGAUCUUAUUGUAAUUAUAGCUGAAGUAGUAGUUACCGUUUUUAACAUGUAUGAUGGGUGUACAUUCUACUUGGUUGGAUUUUUAAGUGUCAAUAAACAUAUGUCACUGUACUUCAAA
Messenger RNA from Branchiostoma floridae (Florida lancelet), 2460 nucleotides. Its product is annotated as phospholipid scramblase 1-like. Gene Ontology annotation, biological process: plasma membrane phospholipid scrambling. The transcript is spliced from 11 exons. Gene Ontology annotation, cellular component: plasma membrane. The record is from RefSeq and is a predicted model, not a curated record. Lineage: Eukaryota; Metazoa; Chordata; Leptocardii; Amphioxiformes; Branchiostomatidae. Gene Ontology annotation, molecular function: phospholipid scramblase activity. The coding region runs from base 142 to 900 and encodes 252 amino acids.